UCUGGUGAGGGUUUGGCAACGCCACAUAAACAACGGGUAAUAAAACCACAAGGUCCAGAAGUUACUGCGCUACCAGCUUCCACCACGGGUUUGUCAUGAAGUUGGGUUGAUACAAGAUUGUAACGAAUUAAGAUACUGCACAGUGGCAAAUCAGUAUGUCUGACCCUAUAACAUUAAAUGUAGGAGGAAAGCUAUACACCAGUUCUCUGGCAACAUUAACACGUUAUCCAGACUCGAUGUUGGGUAUCAUGUUCAGCGGGAAAAUGCCCUCAACUAGUGAUCAGCAUGGUAACUUCUUCAUUGACAGAGAUGGGAAAAUAUUUCGAUACAUUCUAAAUUUUCUGCGCACAUCAAAUCUCGACCUCCCAGAUGAUUUUCAAGAAGUGGGGCUCUUGAAAAGAGAAGCUGAUUUUUACCAGAUCCAGCCUUUGAUACAUGCUUUGCAGGAGAGAGAAUCUGAAAAUGCCAAAGCAGAAAGGAAUGCAAUGCUGAACAUUACUCUUGAUCAGAGAUUGCAGACUGUUUACUUUACAGUUAAACCAGCCCCACAGAUGUACAAUCUAACCUCGUGUAGCACAGAGGUCUUUGAUGCAAAUAUAUUUUGCACGUCAGCUGAAUUUUUGAAACAUUUGAGCUCAAAGUUUUGUUACUUUGUGAAUGGUAAACUUUUACCAAGUGGCUAUGAGAAAAAGGAUCCAUAUCAUUUGACACUACAAUGGGUUGGACAUGUGGCUGUGCUGCCUGAAGAUGAAUAUACAAGACAAAAUUUAAAAAGAUUAUGGAUUGUACCUACAAAUGAGCAAGUUAACAAUUUUCAGAUAUUUGUAGAGGAAGUGUUAAAAACAGCAAUGAGUGAUGGAUUCCAUGUGGAUUCAUUACAGCCUGAUUCCUCAGAUUUUAUGAAUUAUAAGGUGCUACGUUUAGUCCGGUAUAAGUAAAACAUGUCGUAUAAACUGUUAAUUAUUACAUGUUUCUUACUGUGUAACAGUAAAAGCCUUAAGCUUCCCUCUCAUCCCCUAAACUGUAUGGCACUUUAGGUUCAGGAUUGCUGCAUUUAUCUAUGCUGUGUUUAUUGCUUUAAACAAUGAAAGUCUAACAAUGCAAAAUGUGUGCCAGUAGUUUAUUUAAUCAUAACACUGGCAGACUCUGCCACUAGUUCAAACAAUUUAGUUGCACCCUGACUUUUGGAGUUAUUUUAUGACUGUGUAGAUAGUGUUUUGCACUGGAUUUUUAAUGUUCACAUUUUUGAGAAGAAAUAUACAGUUUGGAAUAUUCUAAUAUUGCCCUGAUUUAAUGUUCCGUUUUUGGAAAAUUAUCUUUGAUAAUUCAAUAUCAAAUAUUUUGUUGGACAUUGAGGCAUACUGUACAUAACAGUUAACGUACACAAACCAAACCUUAAAGGAUUUAUUUAAUGGCAUAAUUGUUUGGUAUCAAGCCUUCUUACAGAAUCAUAAAAUUUUACGGUACAGAAGGAGGCCAUUCGGUCCAUUGUGGCUGUAUUGGCUCCCGAAAAAGCUACCCAGCUAGUCCCAUUCUCCAGUCCUCUAAAUUCAUAGUUCCAAAUUUAUAUCAUGCUCUCUUUUGAAGCAUUCAAAAUGCUUUUGAAUAAUUUUAUUGGGGAUGCAGUUGAUUUAGGGCACAAUGUCUGAAUUUACAGCAUGUUUAAAAAUAACAAAACUCUGGAUUAAAGCUGGAAAUUUCUCAUAGUACCUGUCAUUCAUUUCUGUAGGUUUGUCUCGGUGAUUAGGUAUUGUGCUGUUUCAUUCUGUAUUUCAAGAAAUUUAACCACUGGCAUUUAAUUUUAAAACAAAUGGUCCCAAAUAUUUUAUUCUGCCUUUCAGCUCUGUAUUAUACUUAUCCUGAAGAUUUACUUAGAUAUGAUUUAAAAACAAGUAAUUUUCGUGAUUUGUAGUGAGUUAAUUAAUAUACUUCGAAAUAACAUUAUUAGCAUAAAUCAAUACAUUAACUAUGGGUGGGAACAAAGGAAACAGGACAACUUAGCAGAAUUUCCAUUAUGUGAACAAUGGCUCUUGCCACGUUGCAUUUAUUCAGAUAAUUUGCAAAUAUGAAACAUUUAAACAAAAAGUGUGCAGGAUUUGAUUUUCCAGAUUAUUUAGAAUUUUUUUCUUAAUAAUAUAACUUGGUAGUACACAAAAUUAGUAUUUCUGUAAAAAAAAAAGCAAAUUUCAUAAAAACUCUUCACCUGGCGUUAAUCAGGACGUUUUGCAAGAUUAUAAUUUCAAGGGGAAAUGAAGAUUUCUGUUACAUGAGAAGAAAGUGCAGAUUGGUUGGUAAAUUGUUGGUAACAGUGUUGCCAUGGAGAAUAUACCCAUUAAACUUGCUAUCAGUUAAUACCUAGGCUUUGUUAAAUUUUAUUUUCCUGAAAAACCAACAAAAUACGUGAUAGGCAUUUACUUGUUUAAGUGAAACAGGUGCAAUGUACAUAAAAGGUGCCUGGCCUGCUGUGUUCCUCCAGCUCCACACUGUGUUAGCAAUGUUCAUAAAUAUUCUUUCUGCCUACAAAGAACAGGGCCCUGGCCCUGUGCAUUAAUGUAUGUAGCUUCUAAUACAUGCAAGUAUGCCUCACUGAGAGUCUGACUGACAAUUCUAAAUUGGUUGUCAGGGUAAUUCCUUGUAUACUCAGGAUCAUUCAGUAAAUGUUGUCCAAUUGCAGAUCUAAUAUUAAGCACUAUGUGAGUUUUGCGAUCGUAAGCCAGUUGGCUUUGAUCGCUACCUCGCUUGCUGACGACAGUGAGAGACAUGCUAUUUGAUACAACCUUGUAGUCUUUGGGAUGUACAACCUACAUAUCUUAACUGACAUCACAGUGGUGCUGAAAUUCACAUACCACAUCACUGAUUUAUAUGAUGGGCAGAAUGUCUUUUUGGCUUGAUGGCAGCAUCAUCCCGUUAGUGGUGAAUACCAUUAGCUGCUACUAUAUAGAGUGAAACAGCAAGUUUCACCUAUUGGUCAACCAUUUGAGAUACCACACCCUUGUAGGAAAAUCUGAGGUAGACUGGGCACUUCUCAGGACCAACAGUGACUGCCUUAGGGCCUUCGACAAGUACAAUACACAAAACAUGAUCUGAUCAGGUUAACAAUUUUCUUGCAGGAUAGCUUUGCACCCAAUUUCUGCAUCAAGCUUGCACAAUGAAUAAAUGGUUUUGGCCCUAUUUAAGAAGUUUAGAUAAAGUCAAUCAUUUAGCACUCAGAACUGUAGGAAUCCUAAUGCAUAUACUAAUUAGUGAACAUAGGUUUGUGGUAGACAAUAAUUGAGAACAAAUCCUGACUGAUUGCGCAACUAGGACAUUUCAUGUGAAUUUGUGCACAAGGUGGAGCUCAUUAAGGAAGUUCUUCCAUGUGGUUGUGGAUUCAAAUAUAGCAAAUGUAUCACUGCUAUCGACACUAUGUGAGGCAUAUAAGGUUAGGUAUCAUUCCAUUAAAAAGAUGUUUCUCAUGAAACCCAACAUAAGGUAUUUGCAAGUGCUGGGCCUACUGGGGCUCCCAUGGCAACACCAUCUUUUUGGGCACACAGUAUCAAUGAAACUGACAUGGCAUGAUUGCUCAGUGGUUAGCACUCCUGCCUCACAGUGCCAGGGACCUGGGUUCAAUUCUAGCCUUGGGUGACUGUCUGUGUGGAGUUUGCAUGUUCUCCCCGUGUCCGCAUGAGUUUCUGAUGGGUACUCCGGUUCACUUCAACAGUCCAAAGAUGUGCAGGUUAGAUGGAUUGGCUGUGCUAAAUGUAGGGUUAUAGGGAUAGGGUAGGGGCUGGGUUUGGGUAAGACACAUCGACCCUCUGCACAGACUCUUUCUGCACUGUAGGGAUUCAAUUGCACAAGUUGUGUUGUUCAUAAGUUCAACAAAUAUUAAUUCACUUAAAGUGUCUUAUCUAGAUCACCAUGAUAUCGUGCUGCAGUGCAGAUGUCAAUGGCUUCUUUGAGUGGUACAUUGGUGAGUAGGCUAGCUAAGCCAAAUAAGCACAUGAACACUGCAUUCCUAUCCAUAUACAAGUCCUGUAUGGUCACAGAGUCAUAGUUAUACAGCACAGAUAUAGACCUUGCAGUCUAAUUUGUCGCACCGACCAGAUAUCCUAAACUGAUCUAGUCCCAUUUAUCAGUAUUUGGCCUUAUCGCUCUAAAUCCUUCCUAUUCAUGUACCCAUCUAGAUGCUUUUUAAAUGUUGUAGUUGUACCAGCCUCCUCCACCUCCUCUGGCAGCUCAUUCCAUACAUGCAUCACCUCUGCAUGAAAAGGUUAUCUCUUGUGUCCCUUUUAAAUCUAUCUUCUCUCACCUUAAACCUAUGCCCUCUUGUUUUGGACUCCCCUACCCUGGGAAAGGACCAUGCCCCUCAUAAUUUUAUAACCCUCUGUAAGGUCACCACUCUGCCCUGACUCUCCAGGAGAAAAAACUCCCUAUAGCUCAAAUCCUCCAACCGUAACAACAUCCUUAAAUCUUUUCUGUACGCUUCCAAGUUUAACAACAUCUUUUCUGUAAGCCUUCACUUUUACAGAGAUCUUGCUCAAAACUGGUUGUAUCAGUUUACCCAACUAUUUGACCGGUUCAUGUUGUACAGAACCUUAUCACAAAUGUCACCUGGCAGCUCAUUGUUCUUGCACAAGUCCAGUAAGCACUUUCUUUGCUUGCUUUUAAAUUAGGCUGUCCAGUCAUUCUGAGCGACAGGUCCAACAGUGAUAAAUUUGGACCUAUCAUUAAGAAUGGUGUUGAUUUUGUCGAUGUUGUCAUGCUCAUUAAGGAUGACUAUGCCAGUCUCUUCGUCAGGUUCACUAGUAUGCAUGCCUAUGUUGGCCUUGAGCCUUGCAAUGCUGCCAGAAACACUCAAUGCAUGUGAAGUUUGGACAAGUAAUUUGAAACCCGCUCACCUUCAAGGAUUCACUGUCUUGUUAGUAAAAUAACUUGUAUCAGAGGAGCUGUUGUGAAAAAGAUUUAUCUACUUUGAAAAAAAUAGUCAUGCAAGCUGUUAUUGGUGUCCAGGAGUUUUGUGGGAGAUAAGUAACAUUCAGAAUAAAGACAAUUGCAUAACGUAAUUCUGAUCAUAAAUGUUUUCAUUAUUACAGGGACACAUGUAUAUACUCCUUAUUUGCUCACAAAAUACCUAACAAUUUAGGCUAUGAAAAGAAAAUGGACAAAAAUAGGAAGUAAGAUGAUAAAGUUCCUCGGUAAUUUUAAAACAAUUUAAAUAAGAUUCUGAUUGGGCAACUGGCUAGAAUAGGAUUUGAAAACAAAAUGAAAGGGCCAAAGUAGAAGGAAGACAUAUUGACAAUUAUAAGAUUGGUAGUCAUCGAUGUAUGACCACUGGAAUUUUUUGUGACAUCUUGACAUUUGAGAAAAAAACCCUUUUACACAAAUUUUAUUUCUCAACAGGAGUUGAAACUAGCCUUGCCUAGACAAAUAACAAAUGGAAGUAUCUUGGGUCGAUUACUCAAAGCAGCAGUUUAACACAUUGUGUCCACCUCACAAGACUAGAACCUAUCAUCAAUCUUAAAGUUCUAACUGCAAUUAUUCAUAAUGAUCUCCUCUUAGAUUAAAGAAGGCACAUGUUUGUCCAUGAAUAUAACUCCAUUUGAAAGGAGUAUUCUGUCUUGGUAAGAAUAUUUCAGGGCCUUGACAUCACAUGGGCUACCACUAAAUCCAGAUUUCUUAUCUAAUUUUGCAGCAUACUUUCAAAUAAAUGUCCAUGCAAAGGCUAUUUCAUUCCUGAAAAUUUGCCUAGGCUGUAUUACUGUUGUUAUCUAUUAUUUGGACAAAGUUUAGAUUUGUUGCUUUUGGAAACAUGGACAAGUACAUUUUCAGUUCAUCAAAGAUAGUUAUGUCCCCAGAAUUAUGGUCUUGAGACUAAAAUUUGGAUGAACUUGAGAUGUUAAUGACUGUGGGAUGGAAAGUUCACGAAGCUUGGAUUUGAAUUCAUAAAGUGGGAACCUCCCUAGAUGAAAUCUAGUUUAAUGUACGUUUGUAAUGAGAUUGCUGACACCACGAAAGUACUUAGUAUGCAUGUGCAAACUGUCCUUGUGCAGUAUUCCUGCCAAUACUGCAAGUGAUGUAAUUCCAUUCUGUUUGCUCAAAUUUAUUGUGCACAUUUGGACACUGCCUUUUUUUAAAUUGGUGGAUCGUUUCACAAAGUCUGCAUGUGCAGAAUUUUCUGUCUGCGCAAUUGUGAACCUUUUGGGGAUGUCAUGAGACAUUAUCGUUUGUAAUGCUGUAUUGAACAGAUUUGUAUUUGACAUACAUACACCAGCACAUUCUACAUGAGAACUGAUUUAGAUGCAUUUUUAAAAUAUUUGAUUUAAUUUGUCAUCCUAAGAUUUAUAUGCACUAUUUGACAGCAGAUCCAUAUACAGAAAGUAAA
This is a messenger RNA of Rhincodon typus (whale shark), 6361 nucleotides long. Its product is annotated as BTB/POZ domain-containing protein KCTD21-like. NCBI's taxonomy places the organism in Eukaryota, Metazoa, Chordata, Chondrichthyes, Orectolobiformes, Rhincodontidae. The transcript is spliced from 2 exons. Gene Ontology annotation, biological process: ubiquitin-dependent protein catabolic process; protein homooligomerization. Gene Ontology annotation, molecular function: cullin family protein binding; histone deacetylase binding. The coding region runs from base 156 to 938 and encodes 260 amino acids. The record is from RefSeq and is a predicted model, not a curated record.